UUAGGGUCAGCUAUGACAUGAUGGCGAAGAAAAGGCAGUGAAGAGUACGUCAGCGGCAUGGCCCUGGCUACGAACAAGAAGCUGCUGCUGACAUCCCGGUAUGGCGGCAAUCGGCUGUGAGCCACAGUAGAGGGCAGCAAGGUUUCCCAACAGCUUUGAGCUGGGGUGAUUGCAGCUGCACAUCUUUCUGUCCCAUGCAGCGGUGGUGGGACCAUGGGGGUUUUCGACAUUCAAAGGCAGCGCUUUGAGCUGCUCUCUGAACUGCAGAACGGAGACCUGACAGCUGUCUCUCUGGGGAAGUGCUUCCCUUUUUGAAGUUGUGGAGGAAAACCUUUUGCAUCUUUCUGCGCCCCGCCCCGUCAACAGCAAUUACUUCCUCUGGAGCCGCCUUUCCUUUGCAGCUGUCAGGUUGUCCUGAGCGAGGAGCUAAGCUGCACAUUCUGUCUGAAGCAAGAACGCUGGACCCAGCAAAGGACAUCGGUCUUGGAAAAGCAGAAUGUCCGAUUCUCUGGUUGUGUGUGAUGUGGACCCAGACCUGAAGGAGAAACUGAAGACAUUUCGGUUUCGGAAGGAGACAAACAAUGCAGCUAUAAUUAUGAAAGUUGACAAAGACAAGCAACUGGUGGUGCUGGAGGAAGAAUUUCAGGACAUCUCUCCAGAAGAGCUGAGAAGUGAACUGCCAGAACGCCAGCCUCGAUUUGUGGUCUACAGCUAUAAAUACCUCCACGAUGAUGGUCGGAUAUCCUACCCUCUCUGCUUCAUCUUCUCCAGCCCUGUUGGAUGCAAGCCAGAGCAGCAAAUGAUGUAUGCCGGGAGCAAGAAUAGGCUGGUGCAGGUGGCUGAGCUCACCAAGGUCUUCGAGAUCCGGACCACAGAAGAUCUGACGGAGCAGUGGCUGAAGGAACACCUGGCAUUUUUCCAUUAGCUAGUGGGGAUUAUCCUGCACCUUCAGCUUCAUCCAAACCUAUGGCAAGACCUGAGAUUUGAUCUCCUUUCCUCACCAGGGAGGGGGCACCGAGGGGGACACGUGUAAAUGGCAUGCAUGCACUGUCGACACCUCUGGAGUUUGUUGAGUGAAUGAAAAUGAAAUAAAGCUUUUUUGGAUCCAUA
Sphaerodactylus townsendi is the source of this 1110-nucleotide messenger RNA. RefSeq names its product glia maturation factor gamma (gene GMFG). The transcript is spliced from 8 exons. Gene Ontology annotation, biological process: actin filament debranching; negative regulation of Arp2/3 complex-mediated actin nucleation. NCBI's taxonomy places the organism in Eukaryota, Metazoa, Chordata, Lepidosauria, Squamata, Sphaerodactylidae. Gene Ontology annotation, cellular component: actin cortical patch. The coding region runs from base 497 to 925 and encodes 142 amino acids. Gene Ontology annotation, molecular function: actin binding; Arp2/3 complex binding. The record is from RefSeq and is a predicted model, not a curated record.